CCCACAGCAGCGUUGCUCUUUCGUGCUGCUGUGAUUCCGAGAUGUCAAUAAAGAAAAAUUUAGAAAACAAACAAAACAGAGAUGGAAACUUGAUGAAUAAGGGGCGGCGUGGCAUCGCAGAGGGGCACGCGUGGUCUAGCCAGGAAGUGGGGCUUUGCGUUCGCGAGCUACACAGAAACAACAACCGUCUGUGGACCAGCGACGCACGAGAACCUUCUGAAGACCCAGCCGCCGUCCCCUCCAGGGUCCCAGUCCCUGGCGGCAAAUCCAGCCCUUGCUCCCACACACUUCGGGCUCAUAGCAACUGUUAUCGCCAAAAGAAGAUUAAUAAGAAGGUUGGUCUGGAAUGGGUUACGCUAUUUGGACGAAAUAAUGGGUUGAAAUUAGUUUCGAGCGCCCCUAGUGUUCGGCUGCAAGGCGUCUGGGGUUUCGGGCGUCACGUGAAGAGGUCUGCUUCUUCUUUGGGUCAUUACUUAUUUCUGCGUGAAGAAGUUCCCUUGAAGCCCUGCCUGCAGCUCUCCCUGCGUCUCCCUGACCCAGCCGCACCGCGUUUCUGUCGGAGUCACGGACUAGGCACCUUGCCCGCUUCCCACGGCUGGGAGAUGGCCCUAGAGACCAGUGACGGUGGACAGCGGACUGCCCAGCAGCCUGGACAGCCUCUUCUGCUGGGUGAGCCACCUCCUCCGUCUUGUGGAGCUGUGUACGGAGGGUCUUCGUGGUGGUGA
Messenger RNA from Molossus molossus (Pallas's mastiff bat), 725 nucleotides. RefSeq lists its product as uncharacterized. The record is from RefSeq and is a predicted model, not a curated record. Bases 42 to 725 code for a protein of 227 amino acids. Lineage: Eukaryota; Metazoa; Chordata; Mammalia; Chiroptera; Molossidae. The transcript has 6 exons.